This is a messenger RNA of Emiliania huxleyi CCMP1516, 282 nucleotides long. RefSeq lists its product as hypothetical. The transcript is spliced from 2 exons. Gene Ontology annotation, molecular function: ubiquitin-protein transferase activity. The coding region runs from base 1 to 282 and encodes 93 amino acids. Gene Ontology annotation, biological process: protein ubiquitination. The record is from RefSeq and is a predicted model, not a curated record. NCBI's taxonomy places the organism in Eukaryota, Haptophyta, Isochrysidales, Noelaerhabdaceae.
AUGAAUGGCAAGCGGGCGCUCUUAGAUGCUUCUGCUUCGACCCCAUCGUUGUGGCUCCUGCUACCUGCUGGUCUUGUUCGAUGGUCUGCCAGCAAGGUAAAAGGGUACGCUCUCUGGACAAGCCGCUCAAUAAUCGAAUCCGCCUACGAGCGGAAGCAGAUCGAGCGCUGGCUCGCGACCAAGUCGACGAGUCCGAUGACGGGCGAGGCACUCGAGCAUAUCUUCCUCUUCCCAAACCAAGCGCUGCGUGGGCGGAUUCGAGACUGGCAAGAGGCGCAUUGA